This is a messenger RNA of Lindgomyces ingoldianus, 2343 nucleotides long. RefSeq lists its product as uncharacterized. Bases 1 to 2343 code for a protein of 780 amino acids. NCBI's taxonomy places the organism in Eukaryota, Fungi, Ascomycota, Dothideomycetes, Pleosporales, Lindgomycetaceae. The record is from RefSeq and is a predicted model, not a curated record. The transcript is spliced from 20 exons.
AUGUUCCAGGAAGUAGCCCCAGGGACAGUCGAAGCCUUCAAUCAGCGUGCCGAUCUUAGUCCCGAAACUGUAGUAUGUAUCAUGGUAAACUGUGCUGGCAGCGUUAAGGUGCUUGCCGUCUUACUGAGCUGUGACUUCUUGCAACGAGAGUUCGUAGAUAGUGCGUUCGCCUUCGAAUGUAACGCUUCUUUCCGAUUUCGAGGGUGCUUGGGGCUAACCGUUCUUCAAGGCCUCGAACUCCCAUCUCGGGCUUGUAUCUUGAAAGCCGUGCUGGAAAGGUUUCUCCAUCUUGACAAAUCCUUUCAAAGAGUAGAGCGAAGCACACGCUCCAGUGCAGUCAAUCAAAAGGAGGAAAUUCAAUGGAGUCACAUUCGAAACUGGACCUGGGAAUCUAAACAGGAUAUUCUAACGGCCCGGGUGCUGUCAAAAGGCAGCGGUGUCCCCGAAGCACCAAAAUACACAGUGCCUUUAAAUAAUGCUGCCGUAAUAUCGGAUAGGUUCGACAAGGUUGAUGCGAUCAGUUAUUCGAUAGCAACGGGUCCGGGGGUGUUGAGGUAUCUAGCGUUGAAAGGGAUUGGCCUCCCUUCCCACUAUUAUGGACAGAGUCAAAAUUUUCAAUCAAUCUGGCUCAAUUUUGCCUCCUUCAACAAUGAUGGCUCUCGCGUACUUUGCCGAGAGUACACCCUCUCCGUCCAGAUAAGGCAGAACUAUGGGUUUGUUCGUAUGGAGAGUGUCAAUCCAAACACCUUAGAAAGGUUACUGGAAAUUCGUAAUAUGGUUGCAGUGAGCUUACAUAGUUGUCGAUUACAGACAGCCAGGCUAUCGGCCAGGUUAUCGGCCGCUGAAAUUGGUGCCCAAACAUUUGCCUUGGGCGCUCGUAUUGUUGGAGCAUCCCCAGAAAAGCAAGAAGGAGUUGGUGCAUUGCAGCCGAGCUUGCAAAAGCUUCACACAGGAGCCUUCUUCCGUAUCCUAGAGGCAAAGCUACGGGAGAAUACAGAAAGCGAACAAGCAGUUUCUAGGGCGAACAUAUGGAAAAAGGGGUGCACGCAACAGUACGGAAAACUUCCAAAAUUGACCGCUAUGAAUGACGGAAAGACGGAAAAUUUGGCCGGGCUAAGCAUGGUAGAUCUCGUAUAUCAUCCCGCAAAUCCUGACUCUGUCCCUACCGGGUCUUCGUCGGGAGAGGCACAGAUUAGUAUAGGGGCAUAUGUGGCUUUGAGUUCCGGUGAGAAGUCUUUUCAUCGAAAUAUAUGGCGGAGUCCUAUCCCCAAACUUCCCAUCCCAAAAAUGGGAAUGCUCACCUCGAUGACCACCUUGCAAUCGCUGUACCAUUGUCCCGAGAAAAGCUUGGUAUUCUUGAGUUGCAUAGAGCAAUACCAUACUCUGUCGAAGUUUCAUAGAAUAUCGCGUGUCGUUGAAAGCCAAAUAGCAGUAUGGAGCGGAGAUGCCACAAUAUACUAUAUCUUGAGGAUAAGAUUGGAAACGGUUGGGAAACUAGCCGAUAGGAAUCCUGCGAAUUCCUUGUUAGAACUAGGCGCCGCCGAAGUCAUUCAAAAUCAUCGCACGCGGACGAUAGCAAUGGUAGGAAAAAAUAAGAUUAAGAUCGAGAUUCCUACAGAGACAAAUGGUGAUACAGUAAGUGCUAACAGAGAGUUACCCAUAAUACCUGUGAAUGCAUGCCACGACAUUCUACUUGGGAGUUCUAUUCGAAUGGUAGAUGCAUGGUGGAAAGAUAGACCAGUGUUAACGGAGUGGAGAGGGCCCUUAUGUGAGAAAUCGUUGUCCGAUAAGGGUUACAUAUGCCACCCACCACGACCAUUCACACAACAGCAAUUAGGAACGUGGCGAUCCCAAAGCCAUGGUACGGGGUGUAACCUUCAUGUUGUCUAUGACCAGCGGUUAUUAUGGAUAGUCCACAUUGACGCCCUGUGUGGUUUCCUUCGAGAUCCACAUUGCAGUAUUAGGAAAAAUAUGUUCUGGGGCAAGGACGAGGGCAGAGGCGACUGGUUGAUCCAAAGACUUGUAUUGACGCUCGUAUUAGAGGUGGUUGGUUCAUUCGAGGCGACUGACCUUGUCAUAGUUUUAGGCGAGUCAAGAAGCACACUGAAAGCCAAUGCUAAUAGCUUAUUCCUCUACUCUCAGAGAGUGUAUGGGUAUCCUUUCCCUUUUCUCGAUAAGAUCACCUCGGCAACGAGUAGUGCUAUUGGGAGGCUGGGAGACGGGGCAAGGACCAUUUACGAUACUACAAAGGCAUUAGCGGUCAUUUCCCUUCUAGUUGCCUACAUGCUUGGACGGCUGCUUCCGUUGAGCGACCCGGCCUAUAUUGAAAGUAGAUACCAAUGA